ACUCGAAUCAAGUGGAACAUUCUUCUCCAUAGUGAGAAUUUGAAUGAUAAUGUUUGGUACUGCAAUGUACUAGCAGUUGCCUCAUUUGCUCAGUCUAGGGCCCAGUGAAUCGACUUUUAACGUCGAUGAACCUUACUUGUGCUUGAUGCAUUACGUGAACGUCUUGAUCUUUGUCAGAAAUGGAAAAUACUUGUUAAUCGACUUAUUUCAAAUGAUCAUCAAAAUCUUAUCGGUAGGAAAUGAUAAAUCAAUGAUGUUUCGUUUUUUUUUUUCGAUAUAAAGAAUGAUAGUCUUUUUUGUAAAUUAAAAUCGAAAACAAUUUUACCUUUAGUUUUCAGAGAUAGAUGGAGGACAAUGUGCAUUUUUGAACGAGUAAAUAGCGGAAUUUUGAAAUUCUAUAGAAUCCGAAAUUCAGGAUUCCCUUAGAUUUCGCUAUUUCCUGAGCUUAGUCAUUCCGAAAACUAAUUUCAGAAAAAAACUAUACAUUCAAAUUAAAAGACUUCUUCAAUAAUCGAUACUAGACAAUAUACAGUUUCAGAAUAUCUACUUGAUGCAUCUACCAGGUCGUUUAAUUUUCUCAUCGAUAUCAGUAUUUCCAAGCUAAUUUUUGAAAUCUAGUUGUUCCACUCUGCUGAACAAUUUGUAACAAAAAUUUUUACGUUAUUAGAUGGAGUAUGUCUCAAAAUAUAUGUAUGUACAGCUAGUUGAAUCGAUGAAAGAGUAACUUUCAUUUUUUUACCUAAUGUCCUCCUGAAUGCACACUAUAGAGGGCGAAGAAUGAUUGAGUGCUAGAAAAAAGAGCGUCGCGCUCUACAUAAGUUAUACCCUUGCUUAGUUUUGAUUAUUCAUAGAAUACGAUUUCAAGUUUUUGUAUGAUAGAUUUUAAUGAUAUUGAAAAACAUACGACAUCUGGUGUAUUAUGUUUACGUGAUGAUAUUCGUAUAAAAAUGGAAGAAAAAUUAGCUGAAGCUAUUGAAUAUCGACAAAUGGCAAAAAAUAUUUUAAAACUUACAUUAAAUGAUAUAAAUCAAUUAAAAAAUCGAGUAAAAUCAAUUGGUAUUACAUUUAAUGAAAUGAAAACUAUUCAAAAUAUUUUAACUGAUUGUCUUCAUUAUCAAGAUGAAAUAAAAAUAUUACUUCAAUCGGAUAAACUUCAAUCAACGGAUGUUUAUUCAAAUUAUAUUGAACGUAAUAAUCAAUAUCAUAUUGAAUUACCAAUUAUUGAACGUUUAAAAUUAUUCUAUCAAGCUAGUAUUUGGUAUGAACUUGUACAAAAAACAUUAAAUCGAACAAUAUCAUCAAGUAAACUUCGAUCAUUAAUAUCAUCUGGACAAACAUUUCAAGCAUUACAUCAACAAAUUCAGCAAAAAAUUAAUGAAUUACAAAUACAAUUACAACAAUUAGAAUAUUGGGAGGAAAAAACUCGACCAUUAACCAAAGAAGAGCAAGUUAUUCCAGUAGAACUAUUAGAUUAUAUGAUAGGUCUUACAAUUGAAUAG
Molecule: messenger RNA, 1499 nt
Organism: Rotaria sp. Silwood2
Lineage: Eukaryota; Metazoa; Rotifera; Eurotatoria; Philodinida; Philodinidae
Source: the annotation of a GenBank genome assembly